UGAUGGCAGACCGGGCUGGCGUUCCCCUGAGACCAUCAGGCCGCUGAGCCCAAGCUCCAGAGGAGAGGCAGCGGCGCUGGUGCUGGUGGCUGUGCUGUGGGGCAGCACCGGGCCGUUCCUGCGGAGAGGUGCGGCAGGGCUGGAGGAGGUGCGGCGCCAGGGCCGCCUGCAGCAGCUGCUGGCAGAGAUCCGCUUCCUGGGCCUCAACUACAAGUACAUGGUACCAUUUCUGCUCAAUCAAGGUGGAUCUGUGCUCUUCUACCUCACCUUGGCCUCUGCAGAUCUGUCCCUGGCAGUACCACUCUGUAACUCCCUGGCUUUGAUAGUCACACUGGUGACUGGGAGGAUGCUGGGAGAGGACAUCGGUGGUAAAAGAAUGCUGCUCACUGUCCUAGGAGUCACGCUCUGUGUAGCUGGUUCGUGA
This is a messenger RNA of Fulmarus glacialis (Northern fulmar), 424 nucleotides long. It is a transcript of the gene TMEM234, whose product is annotated as transmembrane protein 234. The transcript has 4 exons. The annotation marks the transcript as partial. The record is from RefSeq and is a predicted model, not a curated record. Lineage: Eukaryota; Metazoa; Chordata; Aves; Procellariiformes; Procellariidae.